Messenger RNA from Lepisosteus oculatus (spotted gar), 909 nucleotides. It is a transcript of the gene mc2r, whose product is annotated as melanocortin 2 receptor. Gene Ontology annotation, biological process: adenylate cyclase-activating G protein-coupled receptor signaling pathway; regulation of metabolic process. Lineage: Eukaryota; Metazoa; Chordata; Actinopteri; Semionotiformes; Lepisosteidae. The record is from RefSeq and is a predicted model, not a curated record. Gene Ontology annotation, cellular component: plasma membrane; cytoplasm. Gene Ontology annotation, molecular function: corticotropin receptor activity.
AUGAACAACUCCACAGGGGCUAAUGUGAAUGAAACAGACUGCAAGGAGGUGAAAAUUCCCAAUGAGAUAUUUUUUGCCAUCACAAUGGUGAGCCUAACGGAGAACCUGCUGGUGGUGGUGGCCGUCAUAAAGAACAAGAACCUUCACUCCCCCAUGUACUGCUUCAUCUGCAGCCUCGCUCUGUUCAACGUGCUUUCCAGCGUGUCCAAGGCCUUGGAGAACACCAUGCUGGUGUUCACCGACGCGGGCCGCUUGGAUUCUAGGGGGAAGUUUGAAACGAAAACGGACGACGUGAUGGACACUCUGCUUUGUAUGUCCUUCACGGGAUCUAUUUUCAGCUUGUCAGCCAUUGCUGUUGACCGGUACAUUACCAUUUUCCACGCCUUGAGGUACCACAACAUAAUGACCAUGAAACGCGUAGCUGUCAUCCUGGGAAGCAUAUGGACAUUUUGUGCGGGGAGCGGCGUGGUCAUGAUCAUCUUUUUCCGCGCUACUGUGAUUAUGACCUGCUUCAUAGCGCUCUUUCUGGUGUCCCUUGUUUUAAUUCUGAUUUUGUACGUGCACAUAUUUCAGCUGGCCCGGACACAUGUCUGGAAAAUAGCGUCUCUGCCAGGAAAUCGUUCCCGCCAGAAGAACAACAUGAAGGGAGCCAUCACACUGACAAUUCUCUUCGGCGUUUUUAUCAUCUGUUGGUCGCCAUUUUUCUUUCAUCUUCUCAUCUUAAUGGUGUGCCCACUUAACCCCUACUGUGAAUGCUACCGGUCCCUUUUCCAGGUCCAUGUGAUUCUGCUGAUGUGUAACGCAGUGAUCGACCCUGUCAUUUAUGCUUUCCGAAGCGCGGAGCUAAGAAAUACACUAAGAAAAAUGUUUUUUUGCUCAGGUACACGGGUAUGUGGUGGCUAUUUCUGA